AUGGAAAAUGUGAUUAAUAUUUCCUAUAUAACUUUGUGUGGGUAUGUGGACAUGAACAAAUACAGGUUUUUGUACUUUACUAUCAUGUUUGCAGUAUAUAUUUUGAUAAUAUGUAGUAAUUCAAUCAUUGUGUAUCUGAUCUGGAUAAACAAAAGCCUCCAUGAUCCCAUGUACAUUUUCAUUGCUGCUUUGUUAAUUAACUCUGUUCUUGUCAGCACAGGAGUCUAUCCAAAACUACUGAUUGACUUUUUAUCUGAAAAACAGACCAUCUCUUAUCCAGCAUGUCUAUUCCAGAUCUUUGUUUUUUACUCUCUGAGUGGAUCUGAAUUCUUACUGUUAGCAGCCAUGGCUUUUGACAGAUACGUGUCUAUAUGUAAACCUCUGCAAUAUCACACAAUUAUGAGAAAAACAACUGUGUGCAUUUUCCUUGUCUCAGCGUGGCUCAUACCUUUUUGUCAUCUUGCUGUGCCAAUCAUAGGGAAUGCAAAUCAAAAACUCUGCAGUUUUACUUUGAAAGGAAUUUUUUGCAACAACGUAGUAUACUACAUUCUCUGUGUAAGUUCAAGAGCACUGUUAAUAUUUGGAUUAGUUAUUCUUUUCAAUAUUAGUUUUCUUCCUAUGUUCUUUAUAAUUUUCACUUAUACAGUCAUUCUUAUAAUAUCUUAUAGAAGUUGCAGAGAAGUCAGAAAAAAGGCUGCACAGACCUGUUUACCUCACCUGCUGGUUUUAAUGAACUAUUUUUUUUUACUUACUUUUGACACAAUUGUAGUUAGACUGGAUGCAGAUAUAUCUAAGAUUGCACGUUUUGUAAUGAUUUUGCAAGUAAUAACAUACAAUCCUAUUUGUAAUCCAAUCAUAUAUGGACUAAAAAUGAAAGAAAUCUAUAAACAUACCAAAAAUAUCCUCGCACAGCAGCAGGAGCUCGGCAACAUGAUCCACAACAUCGGGCAACAGCUUUCAACCCUGGCAGGAGCUGCAAGGGGCCCAUCCCCUGUCAGCCAACCUGAACCCCUCUCUGUGCCUAUGACCCCCUGCACCCGAGAACCAGACGUGCGGCCAUCCGAAUUCUUUGAAGGUGACUCCAAGAUGUUUGGAGGCUUCCUCCUGCAGUGUGAUCUUGCGUUCAGCCAGGCUCCUACCAGGAGAUCCUCGACGCCCAAAAGGGAGACCCAGAUCCUGGCAUUGGCCCCCCAGGGAGACUCUUUGUCCCUGCAACAGCACACCCUCCUUCUCACAAAGAGACAUUUCUGGUGGCCCAACAUGGAUAAGGACAUCAAGGGGAGUCUGAAAUUUCUGUCCCCUCUGUUCAGCAUCACCUCCGUCGGUGUCGCAGGAUUUGGUGCCAGACCAGAGCAGCCCUCCUCUGUACUGCUGACCAGAACAGAAAGUUUGCUGAUUGACACCGUUCCGCUGCUCCCAGGUACCAAGUGGGUCAGAAGUUCUGCCUCGUCCUGUUUCCUCGGCUCCCUCCUGGCUCCUUGGCUGCUCUGGUCCUCCGAACCUGCACACCGGCAUUACCCACUCAAGGCCCAACAUUGGACUCCUCCAUCCGACACCAUCUGCAACUGA
Molecule: messenger RNA, 1569 nt
Organism: Nematolebias whitei (Rio pearlfish)
Lineage: Eukaryota; Metazoa; Chordata; Actinopteri; Cyprinodontiformes; Rivulidae
Product: olfactory receptor 6N2-like
Exons: 7
Coding region: 1-1569 (522 amino acids)
Biological process (GO): G protein-coupled receptor signaling pathway
Cellular component (GO): membrane
Molecular function (GO): olfactory receptor activity; G protein-coupled receptor activity
Source: RefSeq, a predicted model, not a curated record